Messenger RNA from Neocloeon triangulifer, 2034 nucleotides. It is a transcript of the gene Hs3st-A, whose product is annotated as heparan sulfate glucosamine 3-O-sulfotransferase 5. The transcript is spliced from 6 exons. Bases 430 to 1569 code for a protein of 379 amino acids. Gene Ontology annotation, molecular function: [heparan sulfate]-glucosamine 3-sulfotransferase activity. The record is from RefSeq and is a predicted model, not a curated record. Lineage: Eukaryota; Metazoa; Arthropoda; Insecta; Ephemeroptera; Baetidae.
ACCAGGGCUCUGAUAAUUUAUUUCUUUUAUUUAUCACAAUUAAAUUUAAUCAGCAAUUCCUGGCAACGUUCAAAAUGAUUUCUUGACCCACAAAUUCGGUUUAAAAUUAAUAAUAUCAAAAUAUUGUGAAAUGAGAAUAAUUUCAUUGAAAAUUGCGGGGAGAAAUUGGGAUGGGGGAUCGAUUGACGGUGCAGUUCGCCUCCCCCGGCGGAGGGUGAAAGAUGCAGUAGCUGGACAACGACACGCAAAACAGGAGACGGUUCGCAGGAAGCUUUCGCGGGACGAUGUGAGGUUGCACCGAGACGCAGACAGGGUGCUGAAGGAGAAUGUGAAGGUCGGGUAGCGGACCCUGAGGUCGCACGCACGCACCCUGCUGCACACGACAGCAACUCUCGUCCACCGCCAGUCUGAAUUGAAAUAUGCCUGCCGAUGACUACUCAUCAGCCAUCACCAUUGUUUGUUCCAUCACUAAUGCGGCCGCUGAUCAUCUACAAGAACCUGCGGCCCACCAGAGCCAAGCUGGCCCUGGCCGUCUUCGUCCUGUCCGUCGUGUCGUUGGUCCUGGCGCUGCACACACUCUGCACCGCAAAAACGCAAGUUUUCAUUUACUCGUCGGAAACAUCGAUCUACCUGAACUCGGAUAAGUCUCUGAUACGGACGUCGCUCGAGCAGCACGAGCAGCAGCGGCUGAUCCAAGAGGUGGGCAACACGGACUUCGAGUCACCGCGGGCCAACCAACGGCCCCACCGCCGUCUGCCGCAUGUGCUCAUCAUCGGGGUGCGGAAGUGCGGCACGCGGGCCCUCCUCGAGAUGCUCAACCUGCACCCCCGCAUCCAGAAGGCCAGCGGCGAGGUACACUUUUUUGACCGCGACGAGAACUACCUCAAGGGACUCGAGUACUACCGCUCCAAAAUGCCAGAAUCGUACGAGCAUCAGAUCACCAUCGAGAAGAGCCCCAGCUACUUUGUCACCUCGGAGGCCAGCGAGCGCAUCAGAGCCAUGAACGCGUCUAUUAAACUGCUCCUCAUCGUCAGAGAGCCAGUCGUCAGGGCCAUAUCAGACUACACUCAGCUCAGAUCGCACAGCCCAACUCGUAGUCCAUCCAACGCGUCUUCGCCGAGCAGAGAUAUGAGUUUUGAAGAGUUAGCCCUGCGCCCAGACGGCACCAUCAACGAGUCCUACCGGCCCAUCGCCCUGUCAAUUUACCACAGCUACAUGUCCAUCUGGUUGGAAACGUUUUCACGCCACCAAAUUUUGAUCGUCAGCGGCGACACCUUGAUCGCAAGGCCGGCCACAGAACUCGCCAAAAUCGAGUCCUUCCUCAACAUUGAACCCAGACUUGGACCCAGAAACUUCUACUUCAACAAAACAAAAGGGUUCUAUUGCAUAAAAAAUGCAUCGGCUGACAAAUGCUUGAAGGACACAAAAGGCCGGAGGCAUCCUGACGUGGACCCAGACGUCAUUUCCAAACUGCGUAGAUUCUUCAGUCUGCACAAUCAGAAGUUCUACGAGCUGGGUACAAAACUCAACAAAGUCUUAUCAUCAUGGAAAAGAUCAUAUUAUCGCUGAAACGCAAAAAUCAGUCCGAAAAACACAAACGCAAUCUUAUAUGUUGUAAAACGAGUGAUGCAAUCUCACACAAAUUUAUCGCUCUGUUCUGCAGACAAAAAACCAGACUUGAUUUUAAAAUAUUGGUUGUUGUCAAUACAAAAAUAUGUAAAGAUCAAUUCGAUGGACGCAACAAGUGAAGUCUUUCGUGAAUCGAAAACUGGAUGUAAAUUAAAGAGUAGAAAACAAAUAUUAAUAAAAGGAAGGAGCGAAUUUUGAAGAAAAUGAAAUCACUCGUGGGAAACAAAAGAGAGUUAUUUUUGCUCGAGAAGUUAGGUACCUCCUAGUUUAGUGUUAGUCAAACUUAAAUGUGUGAAGUUUUAAGUGUUGAGGGCUAAAUUUUUGCUGAGUGUUUGUUAAUGAUAGUAUUUAACUAGUUCAAUGCACACUUAAGACGACAAGCACUUGAAAUUUGAUGAAAAUAAA